This is a messenger RNA of Egretta garzetta (little egret), 1785 nucleotides long. RefSeq names its product protein phosphatase 1 regulatory subunit 37 (gene PPP1R37). The transcript is spliced from 11 exons. The coding region runs from base 601 to 1785 and encodes 394 amino acids. The record is from RefSeq and is a predicted model, not a curated record. Lineage: Eukaryota; Metazoa; Chordata; Aves; Pelecaniformes; Ardeidae. Gene Ontology annotation, molecular function: protein binding.
AGGGUGUAUUUAAACCCGCGCUGCUUCGCUCGGCUUGGGCGGUCGUCGUCCCUGCAAACCUCGCCACGGUGGCCUGGGAAGGGGUCGUAGGGCUAAAAACUGCCGGAAAAGGUGGGUUUGGGCGGCGCGGCUGAGCCGGGGCGCGGUGUUGCCUCCGCCGCGCGCCGCCCUGACCGCGUCCUGCUGCAGAGAUGCCCGACGGGUUUUGGUACGAGCGGGGAAGACGAUGAAAUUCAUCCUUUUGUUGUUGUUGUCGUUGUAGCUGGUAGAGCGUUCAGGUUUUUAUCGAGCUCUCUGGAUGUCGUAAUCCUCAGGGAUGGGAGGAAGGAGUGGGGGGGGUUGCUUCGUGCUCCGCCAGGUUCCUGGGGAAUCUGGUUCCUCCAGAUCCUCUCCUGACCGAGGAUGGCUUCAGUGUUUGUUCGGGCCGAUCGCCGAACCCAAAUCACACCAAAAGCGGAGGUGGGCAUCGCCUCACGUGGCUAAUGAUCCUCGCGGCAGCUUCCCACCGCCUGCCUCGGCUUCUCCGGCAUCCGGAGCGGCGGCAUUACCCCGUGAUUCAGGGAAGGCAGAAGCGCCCAGAACGUGACCGUCGAUGAAAUCAUGACCGCCUACAAGCAAGCCUGCCAGAAGCUGAAUUGCAAGCAGAUACCCAAACUACUGAAGCAGAUACAGGAAUUUAAAGAUCUGGCUCCUAGGAUAGACUGCUUAGAUCUGAAAGGGGAGAAGCUGGAUUACAAAGCCUGCGAGGCGCUGGAAGAAAUUUUCAAGAGGGUCCAGUUCAAAAUCGUUGAUUUGGAGCAAACGAGCUUGGAUGAAGACGGCGCCUCGGCGUUAUUUGACAUGAUCGAGUAUUACGAGUCGGCGACGCACCUCAACAUCUCCUUCAACAAACACAUCGGCACCCGAGGCUGGCAGGCAGCUGCCCACAUGAUGAGGAAGACAAACUGCCUGCAGUACCUGGACGCCCGAAACACGCCCUUGCUGGACCACUCGGCCCCUUUCGUGGCCCGCGCCCUGCGCAUCAGCAGCAGCCUGGUGGUCCUGCACUUGGAGAACGCCAGCCUCUCCGGACGCCCGCUCAUGCUGCUGGCCACGGCUCUGAAGAUGAACAUGAACCUACGGGAGCUGUACCUGGCCGACAACAAGCUGAACGGGCUGCAGGACUCGGCUCAGCUCGGCAACCUGCUCAAGUUCAACUGCUACAUACAGAUCCUCGACCUGCGGAACAACCACGUCCUGGACUCAGGCCUGGCAUACAUCUGCGAAGGGCUGAAGGAGCAGCGGAAAGGCCUGGUCACUCUGGUGCUGUGGAACAACCAGCUGACUCACACCGGCAUGGCCUAUCUGGGAAUGACGCUGCCUCACACGCAGAGCCUGGAGACCCUGAACCUGGGCCACAACCCCAUCGGGAACGAAGGCGUCCGCAACCUGAAGAACGGGCUGAUCGGGAACCGCUCCGUCCUCCGCCUGGGCUUGGCGUCCACCAAACUGACCUGCGAAGGCGCCGUGGCGGGGGGGGGAAUCAUCAUCACCGUGACCGAGCCUCUGGAGGAGGAGCUGGCGGAGGACGGCCAAGCCGGCAGCGCUCUGGAAGAGGGGGAAGAAGCCGGGGAGACCCCGACGGCCUCGGAGAACGGCAACGCGGAGCCGGCGGAGGACGCCGACAGAGGCGACGUGAGCGACUCCGAUUCGGACACUCGGGGCCCUGCUCCGUUGCGCAUCCCUUGGGAUGGCAGAAAAAAAACCCAAAACCGCCCCGUUACCGCGUCCCCGCUCGGAAAAUAA